Molecule: messenger RNA, 1923 nt
Organism: Penicillium cataractarum
Lineage: Eukaryota; Fungi; Ascomycota; Eurotiomycetes; Eurotiales; Aspergillaceae
Product: S9 family peptidase
Exons: 4
Coding region: 1-1923 (640 amino acids)
Biological process (GO): proteolysis
Molecular function (GO): serine-type peptidase activity
Source: RefSeq, a predicted model, not a curated record
AUGGCUUCUCAGGUAGUUGCCCCAUUCGCUGGAAGGACGCCUAUCGAGGACAUUGACAUUGAUCCAAACACGGGAUACAUAUACUACACAGCACGCAGAUCAGGCCGCUGCACGAUCAUCGAAUAUUCCCCAGAGAGCCGCCGUCUCCGCGAUAUCCUCCCGAAAGAAUUCAGUGCACGAACAUCUGUCCACGAAUAUGGCGGUGCAGCGCUGAGGUGCACCCCGUAUGGUUGGCUGAUCUUCACAGACUUCAAAACGAGCAGUGUCUGUAGCCUUGUACCCGGGACUGGCAGCGUGAAGAUUCUCCUCCCGGGUAGGUUGAACACUCGAUAUGCAGACUUCGAGCCCCAUCCGCUUUGCGCAGAAUGGAUGCUUGCUGUUAGAGAGACCCAUAGCAACACAACAGUCAAUGACCUUGUGGUCAUUAAUUGUACGCAGGGUACUUCAACGGUCAUUGCGUCUAAUUAUGACUUUUACUCCAGCCCGCGAUUCUCCCCUGAUGGGAAACUAGUGUGCUUCCUCUCGUGGAAUGAGCCGGACAUGCCGUGGACAGGGUCUCUUCUUUCCAUAGCUGACUGGCUGGAGAAAGGAGCGAUACAGUACCCAAGGAUCGUAUCAGGGAAACUGAAGAGCGAAAGUGUCAGUCAGCCUCGCUGGGGGUUAGAAGGUAGGGAGUUAUUUUUCGCCUCGGAUGCGUCUGGUUUCUACCAGUUAUACAAGACGUGGGGGGGCUUGGCCAAUCGCCUUAUCUUACCUGGUCUGGAAGAUCGGGAUUUCUCAAGGCCUGAAUGGGUGCUAGGGUGUCGUACAUACGUCCAAUUAUCACAAGAAGUAAUGGUUGCCUGCUGCACGUCCCUCGCAACCGAUGCGGUAGUCUUAAUCAAUCUCAGAGACUGGACGCAUCGCACCCUGGACUUACCGAUUGUCGCCGUGGCAGAUAAUGGUCUGGUCAAAGUAUCCGAUAAAUCAUUCUUGGUGCUGGGUAAAUCUCCAAGAGACCCAUGGACGUUGUAUGUCGUCGAUGUAUCCGAUUCGCAAAAGCCCACAUACGAGGCCCUACCCAGAGGUGAUCAUGAUAAAACAAUCCAGAAAGAUUGGAUCUCUAUCUCCUCGCUGCUCUCUAUACCCCGCACCCAUGGAGCAGCUUGCGGGUUGAUACAUGCGAUCUUUUACUCCCCCAAGAAUCCCUACUACACAGGCCCAUCAGACGCCCUUCCCCCACUCAUCCUCUCUUUUCAUGGCGGCCCAGCAUGCCACAGCACUCCUGCCUUGGACCCCAAAGUGCAGUUCUGGACGAGCCGCGGGUUCGCCGUCACAGAGCUCAACUAUGCUGGUUCAAGUGGAUAUGGCAGGGAUUAUCGUGAUAUGCUCGAUGGACACUGGGGAGAGUAUGAGGUUGAUGAUGCUGUAUCUAUUGUGUCGUAUCUCGCACAAGAAAGCCUGAUAGAUGGCUCGCGUGUUGGUCUUACGGGGAAAAGCGCUGGGGGGUACGCAGUUCUACAGGCGCUAACGCGGGAUCCAGAUCUCUGGGCGGCAGGUGUGAGCAUAGCGGGGGUGUCAGACUUGACGGAGCUCAUGCGGACUAUGCAUAAGUUUGAAAAGCCUUAUGUUGCUCGGUUGAUCUCGGGUGAGGCUCGGUGUAGCAACACCGAAUUAGAAUCGAUCGGGAAAGAGAGGAGUCCAUUUGCGAGAGCGGCUUCGGUCAAUUUCCCGCUUCUGCUCAUCCAUGGAACAAACGAUAAAGUGAUUGGCAAAGGGCACUCUGAGAAGAUGAGGGAUGCUGUCGUUUCUGCGGGUGGCUGCGUUAAGUUGGUGCUCUUUGACGAGGGCCAUUCGUUUAGGAUGCCAGAAAAUAUCGUAGCGGCCAAGCAGGAAGAAGAGAACUGGUGGGUCAAGUAUCUCGUGACAAACGAGAUGCAGUAA